AUGAACCUGACAGAGUUUAAUCAGUCUGAUGGCUGUGAUCAUUUCUCCUGUCCAGAGAGAUCUGUAUCUCCUGCAGUUUAUAUCUUACUGUACGUGUGUUCAGCUGCUGUGGUUUUCCUAACAAUGUGUGGAAAUCUGCUCAUCAUCAUCUCUGUUCUUCACUUCAAGCAGCUUCACACACCAACAAACAUGCUACUGCUCUCUCUGGCUGUGUCGGAUUUCCUUGUCGGUGCUUUAGUGAUGCCGCCGGUGUUAAUCUGGAUGAUCGAGUUAUGCUGGAUUUUUGGGAGAGAUUUCUGCAUCAGUUUUUGGUUCAUUGAUGGUUUCCUUACAAUCAUAUCAAUCUAUACUAUCACUCUAAUUGCUGUGGAUCGAUAUUUGGCUCUCUCAAAUCCCUUUCUCUACUCUUCUAGAGUCUCUGUGAGGAUCACUGCUGUUGUAAUAGUUUUUGACUGGUGUCUGGUGGUGGCCUAUAACUUAACAUUCAUCUAUUUCAGUGGAAACUUCACAGGUUCUGUAAUGUGUCCUGGAGAAUGUUUAUUCAUUGUGAAUGAGGUUUGGUCUGUAAUUGAUCUUGUGGUAUUGUUUAUAUUUCCACUUUCUGUCAUAAUCAUAUUGUAUACUCUAGUUUUUGUGAUUGCUAAGAAACAUGCCACUGCUAUCAGAGAGCUUAAUAAUCACACACGGCGUAAAACACAGAAAAUCACCUCAUACUCCAUUAAAUCUGAGAGAAAAGCAGCUAAAGUCCUCGGUAUUUUAGUGUCUGUGUUUCUGGUGUGUUUACUUCCAUAUUUUAUUUACAGUUUAUUAGGUGAUGUUAUUGAAAUACAGACAGAAACAUUUCAGAAACUUAUGAUCAUACUUUACUUUAAUUCCACCAUUAAUCCAGUUAUUUAUGCUCUGUUUUAUCCGUGGUUCAGGAGGUGUGUUAAAUUAACAGUAACUCUACAAAUAUUCCAGACAGACUCUGCAUUAAUCAAUGUUCUUUCAUGA
Messenger RNA from Tachysurus fulvidraco (yellow catfish), 993 nucleotides. Its product is annotated as trace amine-associated receptor 13c-like. The record is from RefSeq and is a predicted model, not a curated record. The coding region runs from base 1 to 993 and encodes 330 amino acids. The transcript has a single exon. Lineage: Eukaryota; Metazoa; Chordata; Actinopteri; Siluriformes; Bagridae. Gene Ontology annotation, cellular component: membrane. Gene Ontology annotation, biological process: G protein-coupled receptor signaling pathway. Gene Ontology annotation, molecular function: trace-amine receptor activity.